AUGCAACUCCUUGAUAUUACAGAUCAUAAAUGCUCUGUUGGCGAGGAUGCAAUAUGCGAGGCCAUGAUUCUGGGCUUUCCUGUGGAAUUUCUCCUUAAACUCGUGAAGAGCUUAGCACGUGCCGUUUUUGGAGCACGGGCCCUUGGUAUGCAGUUAUCGCAUGAUUCCGAUGAAGUAAAAAGCCGCUGCAAAUGCCUUGAAUAUUAA
This is a messenger RNA of Prunus armeniaca (apricot), 207 nucleotides long. Lineage: Eukaryota; Viridiplantae; Streptophyta; Magnoliopsida; Rosales; Rosaceae. The record is from the annotation of a GenBank genome assembly.